AUGGAUUCGCCUCGCUCGCACCUCCCUGGGUCCCUCCCUACCCCUCUCACUCUCACCUCCUCUGCCCGCUGCCACUUGCUGCCGCCUGGAAUGGCCACCACUUCCCCACAAUGCCCUCCGUCCCUCCCCCUUGUGACAACCCCUCUCACCUAUUCCUCCCACUCGCCACCCCCAUCCGCCUCUGCCACCCCGCCUCCCCUGCCAGCAGCGACAGCCCCUCCCACAGCCUCGUACCAACCCUCUUUUUGCUUCCACACCCACUCAUCCCCCGCACCACCCGCAAUCCCACGCACCACCCCCCAUCCCACGCACCACCUACCAUCCCCACGGACAACUCACCUCCCCAUCAAGAAACAGUGCGAAGCGGGCGGCAUGGAGGGAAGGUGGUCCCUGGAAUGGGAGAUGGCUUUUCCCGCGCUCUGCUGCACCCAUGGGCAACGCACAUGGGCGGCGGGGUCAGGACACGGGCGGCGGGGUCAGGACACGGGCGGCGGGGUCGUGACAUGGGUUGGCACAUGGGUGGCAGAAAGACAAGAGGAAGGGGGCGGGAGAGAGGGUGAGGAGAUGGCGAUGACGUGGCGAUGGCAUCAUGGCGCGGAUGAGCACACGCAGCACGAUGCCCACCAGCUCAUGCCUGCCAUGCCCCGGGAGGGGGGAGAUGAGGGAGGGGUGGGGACAGACGGGAGAGGGGGGAGACGAGGGGAGAGUGGGGUCUAA
Messenger RNA from Closterium sp. Naga37s-1, 717 nucleotides. Lineage: Eukaryota; Viridiplantae; Streptophyta; Zygnematophyceae; Desmidiales; Closteriaceae. The record is from the annotation of a GenBank genome assembly.